AUAAAACCCUCAAGUGUCUUAGAUAUUGUACUGAGACGUAAAAGUCUUUGUUGUCCUCAUGUAGUUUGUGAAAAGUUUCGAUAGAAUCAGCUAAGCUAACAAAUUAGCCAGUGGGGAAGCAAAAAUGGAAAACGCCACUCUUCCAACUCUGUACGAAUACUACACAAGUGGAGGUAUUCAAUCGGGCUUAAAUGCCGACCAAAACUACUUCACGCUGAAUGAAAGGAAUAUUACUUUGUAUUCGGGUGCCAUGCAUUAUUUUCGAACCCCCAAGCAACUGUGGAGGGACCGACUUCGAAAAAUGAGGGCAGCCGGAUUAAACACCGUUGAAACCUACGUUGCUUGGAAUCUGCACGAACCCACCCCAGGUAAUUUCGACUUUGGUGAGGGAGGAACGGAUAUGGAAGACUUUCUGGAUUUGGAGACGUUCCUUAAAACCGCCCAAGAAGAAGACCUUCUUGCUAUUGUCAGACCUGGACCGUACAUCUGUGCCGAGUGGGAAUUUGGAGGGUUUCCUAGCUGGCUGCUCAGAACUGAGGACAUCAAAUUCAGGACAUCCGACGCGAUCUAUAUGGCAGCGGUAAAGCGGUUUUUCAAUGCUCUACUCCCCAUCCUCGCCGCCCUCCAAUUCGUCAAUGGAGGCCCGAUUAUCAGUGUGCAAGUUGAGAAUGAGUACGGCAGCACCAGUUCAAGCACCUUUACUCCAGAGAAACAGUACCUGAAAGAACUGAGGCAAAUUUACCUGGACAAUCACAUAACGGCCCUCCUCACAACUGCUGAUGGGGUGGAUUCGUUUGGGGAUGCUGGCACUGAUCCCGAGCUGUUUUUGGUCACUGCCAACUUUGGAGGGGAUCCAACAACGUCCUUUGAUAUUUUGGAGCAAAUGCAGCCAGGCCGGCCGAAAAUGGCUAUGGAAUACUAUCCAGGCUGGUUUGACCAUUGGGGAGAUGGACACUCAACCGGCUCAGCAGUGAAUCUAUUGGAAAACUUGGUGAAAAUCAUCGCCUAUCCUGGCUCUUUUAACAUGUACAUGUUCCAUGGAGGCACCAGCUUCGGCUUCCUCAACGGCGCCAAUGUGGACAAUGACCUGCCGAAUAACAGCGGAUUUUUGCCUGAUACAACUAGUUACGAUUACGAUGCGCCACUUACGGAAGCGGGAGAUUAUACGCUGAAGUACCAGCUAGUGAAAAUUUUGUUGCGUACCGUUGCAACUCCUAAAACACAGUUGCCAGAUCCACCUGCCCUGAUACCUAGAGUGGCCUAUUCUGAUGUUCCAAUUGAGCAGUUUAUGCCCCUAAAAACUCUCAUAGAUUCUCAGAACAUCAAACCAAACCAUCCACAUCCCAUUGCAAUGGAGCUCGUGGAUAUCAACAAUGGCAGCGGGCAGAGCUAUGGAUACUUGACCUACAGGAAGGAAAAUCUGAAUUUGCCAGCUGGCGCCAUCCUGACCUUAACAUCAUACGUUUACGACUCAGUGCUGGUUUUGGUGAACGGGCGCCAAAUUGCACCGCCCCUCAAAACAGCUGCCGAUCUCAACAGUUUCGGCUUCUACAAGCUGGAGGAGUCUGAAAUUACCUUAACUGACUCAGAUCUUACCAACGCCACCAUUGAUCUGGUGGUGGAGAACUGGGGGAGAGUGAACUAUGGAAAAUUGUCCCAAUAUUACCAAUUCAAAGGGUUGUGGCAAGGCGAUAUAUUGAUCAAUGGGGAAUUGGUGCUUAAUUGGCAGCACAUUCCUCUGGAGUUUAAGCGGAGUUGGACUCAGAACCUUGCCGGGUGGCAGGAUGAAGGCAUUUCAAGUUCUGGCUUAUAUCGAGGCUAUUUGGAGCUGGAGGCUGCGCCUGAAGACACCUACAUAGACAUGAGGGUGUGGACUAAAGGCAUCGUAAUGGUCAACGGAUUUGUUCUGGGGCGAUAUGCCAGAAUUGGACCUCAGCAGUGCCUCUAUUUGCCAGCUCCGUUUCUUCAACAAGGGAGGAACGAGAUCGUGAUUUUUGAACAUUACGAAGCUGCUGAUUCAGUGCGGUUUUCCACCGAUCAGAUUUGGGAAAAUUAUGAUUAUUUUAAAUCCCACAAGAGGUUUCACCUUAGUUGAUUGGAUUGUUGUGAAAAAACUGAAAAUAAAUCGUUUAAAAAUUGAGAGA
Molecule: messenger RNA, 2144 nt
Organism: Dendroctonus ponderosae (mountain pine beetle)
Lineage: Eukaryota; Metazoa; Arthropoda; Insecta; Coleoptera; Curculionidae
Product: beta-galactosidase-1-like protein 3
Exons: 9
Coding region: 125-2095 (656 amino acids)
Biological process (GO): carbohydrate metabolic process
Cellular component (GO): vacuole
Molecular function (GO): beta-galactosidase activity
Source: RefSeq, a predicted model, not a curated record